Colossoma macropomum (tambaqui) is the source of this 7514-nucleotide messenger RNA. It is a transcript of the gene bcor, whose product is annotated as BCL6 corepressor. Gene Ontology annotation, cellular component: nucleus. Gene Ontology annotation, molecular function: protein binding; transcription corepressor activity. The record is from RefSeq and is a predicted model, not a curated record. NCBI's taxonomy places the organism in Eukaryota, Metazoa, Chordata, Actinopteri, Characiformes, Serrasalmidae. The coding region runs from base 1034 to 6346 and encodes 1770 amino acids. The transcript has 14 exons. Gene Ontology annotation, biological process: negative regulation of transcription by RNA polymerase II.
UUUAUGGUAAUUGUGGUUCCUCCUCCCUCUGGGUAGAGUUUGUGUGUGUGCGCCGCGCGCGAUUAGGGAGGGGUGUGUGUGUCUGGGUUUCUCUCUCUGUGUGUGUGUGUGUGUGUGUGUGUCUCCCUCGCUCCGCUCUCAUUCUCCGCGGCGCGCGCUCCUCGUUCAGAAGCUCCGGCGUGUCUCGUGUCGGACUCUCGCGCUCCGGGCGCCGCGAGAACAGCAGCAGCGGCAGAAGAGCAGAGGACGCGGCGCUUUAUCGUUCGCGUUAUCGACAGCUUUGUUGGUUUUUCCUCGUGUUUCUGUGGAGCGCGCAAGCUGGGAAGCCUCGAGCGAACGGAAACCAUAAACCAUGCGCGCGCCGGCGGGCAGAGCCGCUCCGCCUCCCGCAUGAAGCGCGGCUCCUCCGCCUCGUGCUCUCGGGGAGUGUGAGUCCCUCUCUCUCACUGUGAGUGUGCGUGUGUGCGCGCGCGUGUGUCCGCGGGAGACUCUCAACAUGGCGCGCGGCACGAACUGAACAGCCGAGACGGACCUGAGGGAAAACACCACCUGUACACUCCUCUCUCUCUCUCUCUCUCUUUCUCUCUCUCUCUCUCUCUCUCUCUCUCUCUCUCUCGUUCGCUCGCGCGCGCCAUGUGUGUGUGCCUCCGUGCUUCUUCGCUGUGUGCUGUGUGGACGCGGCCGGAGUCGCGUGCUCUUCUCAGCCGGUGAAGAAGACGAAGAAAGAGAAGAAGGGCGCGAGCGAAGCUCCGCAACAAACAAACAAACAGCGGAGGCGGAGGAGAAGGAGAAGAGCGGAUCUACUGGGACUUUAAACUCGUCUUUUGUGGCUUUUAUUCUCUCUCUGUGUCUCUCGGCGUGGAGCUCGAGCCGCGGGGACUCUCGCGUGCGCUCGCGCCCCCCUUUGUGAGUUAGUUGGGAGCGCGAGGAGGAGAAAAUCAGCGAGACCAGCAGGAAGUUGUUCACAAGGGAUGGUGACGACCAGAGAAUCCAGCAAGAAUUGAUUUGAAAACUCUAAAGCAUCAUUCAAAGCAUGGUGGAUGCAAGUGCAGCCUGCAGAAUGAACCCUCUCACAGCACUUGGCAUUGAUCGGAGCAGCCUGAUGCGGGAAAGCCUCCAUGUUCACGGGGGAAUAGUUUAUCCGCCAGGAAUCCGAACCCUGCCAACAGAAAAGGGCUACGUUGGAGACCGGAUCCCAGAAUUACUCUAUAAACCUGAUGUGUCACUGGACAGUAGAAAAGCCACAAAUGGUUACGUUGGACUUUAUAAAAGCCCCCCACCUGGGAUUCAGAAACCACUGGUUGUGCCAGGGACUGGGGCGGACACUUUGGGCUUGGAUAGGCAUGUUGGACCUGUGGAUAAGCCCUCAGAGUUGGCCUUAAGUGGUGGUAGCGCAAGUGGCUACCUGCGUCUCCCAUGGGUGAGUCCUUACCAUGAAGCCGGAAUAUAUCCCUUCCUGGACUCCAGCAAGUACGCUGCUCUGAAUAUGUACAAAGCAUCAUUCAUGUCACAGCCUUCACCAUACCUGCCCCAACACCUGGCCUACCAGUCACUUUGCGCUGGGGCAGGAGGGAGUGCAGCCGGUGCUGAGCGGUUGUUCUACAUGCCCCCUUACACCCCAGCCCCCAUUUCAUCACCCCUUCCACCUCCUUUAAGGAUUCCUACAGGUACUGUAGCCCCCACGGCACUGUCGCCACUGGUGCACCACCAAGACAAAACCUUACAGAGUAUCGGGCCAAGGAUUCACCAUGAGCCUUCUGCAUUUGGGCAGCAGUCCUUGCAUCAGCAGCAGGCCCAGUCACACCACCAGGCACAAAGUGAGAGGCAACACUCCAACACUGGAAAUAUUAGCAGCAGCAAGCCCAUAAGAACCCCUUUGAGCAAGACCUCAAGCAGCAGCAGUACUACCAUUAGCUGUAGCAGCACCAGUAUCAGUAGUAGUAGUGGUAGUAGUGCUAGCAUAACAAGCAGCUCUACUACAAGCAUCCCAGUAGACUCAAGCCCUUCGCUGGUGAUGCAAGCACCCCGUCCUGCUCCACGAUCCUCUCAGCCCCCUGGUGCUCCCCCACCACUUGUGGACAGCACUUUAGACUUCCAGAAGCCCAUAUUUCGGAGUCCUUCGUCCUCGUUGUCCUCCUCGUCCACUCCGGCAGUCUCCCACCCCUUCUACAUGUCACAAGAGAAUCGCUCUCCUGUAAGGCCUGCCAAUCAGAAGUCCAAGUCUAAAGAAGGGAGUUCAGAGCAGCACAGAAGUGGAGGAAGUGAGAGGAAAGGUUGUAGUUCCCCUGUGAAAACCUCCACUGAGAAACCUGCACAGGAGGGUCCCCCUACCAAAGACCCAGCAGACAAGCCUUUGGACUUGUCUGGCAAAAUCAUGGAUUUUGAAGGACCUCCUAAUGGAUUCCCUCCAAAGCUAGAGGCUUUGGCAAAACUGGGCUACUCUCCCACCUCUCGUUAUGGACUUCCCCCAAGCAGAGAGCUUCUAAAAGAGACUCUGUCCCCAUCGUCCUCUGCCGUCAGCACUUCAUCUAAAACUCCAGAAAGGCCUGAGAUUAUUAGCACUUUACACUCUUCCUGGGUGGUGCCAAGCACAGCCCAGACACUCAGCUCUGAAUCCAAACACAGCAAAGUUUCCACAGUAAUCAAAUGCAAGAAUCUAGAGCAUGUAACCCAGCAGCCAAGGAGCUCUUCUUGCCCAAGGAUAGGUGAACCCAACAAUAGUGUCGUCUCUAACCCUGCUCCUGUUGUGACAUCAGCAUGUCGACCAUCAUCUGCCUCCCCUUCUCCCAAGGUUAAUGGUGAUUGGCCCAAGUCUGCCCCUACUCCACCAGAGAAGGUACCAACGGCUAACCGGGGAGGCAGCCACCCCUCAGCCUCAAAGCCCACAAAGACCCCUAAAAAAUCAGAGACCCCUGAAAUUAGCUUCAAACCCCAGCAGCCCCACAUAGAAAAUGGACAUCCACCUAGUCACCUCUACAUGGGCCAGGGUGAAACCUACUUGCCCACUAGCUUAGCAUACGCUAACAGAUACCUCCCAUAUUCCGUUCCAGAGAGUAUGUCUCUCUCACACUUGCAGUUGCCGAGCAAAGGACCAGUGUACCCGCACCCAGUCCUGCUGAGCAGCAGCAGUCUGUAUGCCGCACGUUUGCCUCAUAAGCCUGGCCUUCCUUAUGGAAUACCGCCCACUCAUGGAGAGUAUCUAACCUACCAUGACUCACAAGAGAUGGUCCAUCCCCUGAUGUCUCCCCACUUGCCUCUUGACCCCAAAGUCAAUGAGCGAGUUGAGCUGAGGUCUAGACCUCAGGAAAAGACUUGGCAACAUGAGGAGACUUCUUACAAGCAGCAGAGUGCCUCUGACAUGGACAUGCGCUACAAAUCUGAGAGGGAGUCAGAAGGGCCAGAAGUUCUGGGCUCCAAGCUUCAGAGUAAGCUCCACGCAGCAAGCAAAGAGGAGAUUGUCUGCAUCGACCUAGUCCAAGACGACACAGAUGGCAGUCCUGAGCCAGACAAGUACAGCGCCAGCCCUGCCAAGCAGAGAGAGCCUACCAAGCCAGCCGGCAGCGGGACAGGGGAGAGGACUGGGAGUGCUGGUAAUUCCGAAGGGAAGGAGCCAGAACUCAUGCAGAUCCUGCGCUCCAGCCAGCCAGCGGAAUCCAAGCCAGCUGAGGCUGAGCGGCAGCCAGAGCCCUGUAGCCCCGCCGAGGCACAGGAGCGUCCCGAGUCUCCUGGGCAAAGCCAGGGCGAGGAGAGCUCCAGCGAGCGUAGUCCUUUGCCUCCUCUUCUGGAGGAGCAGACUCUGCGCUGUGCCAGGACCUCUGGUGACAGGGUUCGACCUGAUGCCGCUAAUUUCAAGCCUGAUCGGCACCAUGCCAUCCGGCAGUACAUGGAUCUGGGCAAGGAGAGACCAGAAAACGCAGAAUCUCAUGAGGGCGAGGAAGAUGGACAAGGUUGCUCUAAAAACAAGCGGUCUAGCCUGGCCAAAAGGAUAGCCAACUCAUCUGGCUACGUGGGUGACCGCUUCAAGUGCGUCACCACUGAGCUUUACGCAGACUCCAGCAAACUAAGUCGGGAACAGCGCGCCCUGCAGAUGGAAGUCGUAUCACCAGAGGACAGUAAUUUAAGUCAACCAGCCGCUAACUGUGAGCGUGCGAUGAUGCGUUUCUCAGAGCUGGAGCUGAAGGAGAAGGAGGGGUGUGUGCCGAGCCCCGGCCCAGCGAGAGAGAGGGAGAAAGAGAGGGAGAAGGAGCGAGAGAGGGGUUUGGCGGAGAGCCAGCGCGGAGAAGUGGAGUGGGAGCAGAGCCAGCUCGGCUCUAAAACUCCUACAGCACUGACGGAGCAGCAGACUGACACACACAGCGGUGGUAACCGCGUCCCCGUCCUGCAGCGCUGCGGCCCGCCGGAGGACAAGAGAGCGAGGGAUGAGAGGGAGAGGAAGGAGCAGGCGGGGGAGGGGGCCGCUGUCGGCACGGCAACCGGCCGGAAACGCCCGCUCGGCCUGGAGCAGAGCCAAGGCCACCCUGACUGCACACGCUCGGCCGAGGAGAGAGAGAGGGAUGGAGAGAGAGAGCGAGGGAGGGAGAGAGACGGAGCGGAGGAUGAAACAACCGCACCGGCCAAAAGGGCCAGACUCAUUUCAGAUGUGUGGCGGCAGCCUUCAGAGCAGGAAGUGAAGAAUCUGAAGGUUUGUAUCGAGCUGACCGGCCUGCGGCUCAGCAAACCUCGGCAGUUCCAGAACCUGCAGGAGUUGUGGGACCGGCAGGGGGCGCUGUCCCGGGACAAGACCUGUCCCGUCCUGCCUGCACCUCUGCGGAGGGACCCUCAGCCCAACCUCUGCGCGCCUGCCAGUGGACCCUGCGGAGAAGGGAAGGGCAGAACGGGCGGAGAGGAGGAGAAAGGAUGGGGAAGGAAGGAUCUGGCGUACGCUGACAUCGAAACGGUCCCGGUUCUCUCUGCAAUCUGUUCUCCGGACUGUAAGCCCCUCCCUCCCUCCCGUCUCUCCGAUAAGCGGCAGCGGCUGAAGGAGCACCGCCGCAGCGGCCUCUCGCCCGACCACAACGACGACCUCUCGCCCCGCCUUCAUCGUCACAGUGACGACCUCUCGCCCCGCCUGCAUCGCCACGGCGACCUCGAGAAGCCCAAGGGCAAGCGGCCGUGCAAGACCAAACACAUUGGCCAGCGAGAGCUCAGGAUGCUCACGGCCAAUGAGGAGAGCCCUGAGCUCAGCCCCGCCCCUCCACUCAAGGUCGCCAAACGCUCUCCAUCGGACUGUAUCGGACCCUCUCCGGUCAGGCCCCGCCCCUCCUCCCCCUUGUCUCCCGCUGAUCCGCCCUCGCCCCCUCUCCAGCCCGCAGCUGUGGCGCCCGUUGCCGUGGCGACCCCGGUGCCCGCCCCGGUGCCCUCGGAGCCGCCGGCCAGCCGCCCCAUGCCCCCUGAGGCCCGCCGGCUCAUCGUCAACAAAAACGCCGGUGAGACUCUGCUGCAGAGGGCCGCGCGCCUGGGCUACGAGGAGGUGGUGUUGUACUGUCUGGAGAAUAAGGUGUGCGACGUAAAUCAUCGUGAUAAUGCGGGAUAUUGCGCGCUGCAUGAGGCAUGCGCUCGCGGCUGGUUCUCCAUCGUCCAGCACCUGCUGCAGCACGGAGCAGACAUCAACUGCAGCGCACAGGACGGCACCAGGCCGCUUCACGACGCCGUGGAGAACGAUCAUCUGGAUAUCGUUCGGUUGCUGCUGUCGUACGGCGCCGACCCCACACUGGCCACCUACUCUGGCCGCGGCCUGCUGAAGAUGACCCACAGCGACGUCAUGGAGGGAUUUCUGUCCGAUUAUUUUGCGGACCUGCAGGGUCGAACAGACGACGACCCCGGUGUGUAUUGGGAGUUCUAUGGCAGCGCAGUGUGCGAGCCUUCGGACGACCCGGCAGCCUUCGACAUCCUGGCUGACCCGCCCGGUCCAGAGGACGACGAGGACGACCACAGGGAGGUGUUUGAGUUUGAGUUUUCUGACCGCCCACUGCUGCCCUGCUACAACAUCCAGGUGUCGCUCUCACAGGGGCCCAGAAACUGGCUCCUGCUCUCCGACGUCCUGAAGCGCCUCAAGAUGUCCGCCAGAACCUUCCGCUCGACGUUCUCCCACAUCGAGGUGGUGACCAUCGCCGAGGCCGAGUUCUACAAGCAGGUGUCCCUGAGCCAGCUGUUCUCCUGCCCGGAGGAGCUGGACGGCUUCCUGCCGGACAGCAAAGAGCUGCUGGACCUGGUGGAGAUCAGCGCGGAGCUGGUGGCCCUGCUGGGCUCGUCGCUGGAGUACCUGGAUGACCGCUGGGAGCCGUCGGCCUUCAAGCCGCGCUCGUGACACUAAACGCACACACGGACCUCCUCGCCUGAGCUUUGGAAUCCUGUCAGCGGCGUUCCGGAACUUUCCACACCAGAGAUCACAGAUGGAGACGAUUCCGUUCCAGAUGAACGUUCUGUCUGGUGGCGUAAACACUUCUCCCAGUCGUCUCCACAGCGGUCGCUCUCCUAGCAACGGAGCGGAAGUGUUCCGGAACUCCCUUUAUGACAUCACAAUUGUCUCCGCCAUUCUGACGCUCCUGGCAACCAUGCGGGGGGAAAAAACAGUGUACAUAAUAAUGAGAGACUCUAAAGAGAGUGAACGGAGGACAUGGACGACCAUCUCCCGGCGAAGGGGGGAUGAAACGGACCCACGAUUGUAGAGAAAAACUCUUUCGUUGAAGAGAUGUUUUAUAGGUAUAUACAUAUAUAUAAAUAAAUAUACAGUUACUGUAUUUUAUUUGUGAUUAUAAAUCUAUAUAUAUAUAUAUAUAUAUAUGGAUAUAAAUAGGCUAUAAAUAGAAAUAUAUAUAUAUGACACUUUUUUCUUUGGUCAGGUGUUUAUUUACUGAUCCUAACUGCGAUCUGCAGGAGACUAAUGUACGACUGUGUGUGCAGUAGUUUGGGAUUUAAAGAUUUAACGCUGUUAGUAUUCAACUCGCGUGGCUUCCCGUGGAGGAGCGCGCGUGGGAGAGCUGUCCGUUAGUCGUGACUUUAACUAGUGCACUUCACGACUGGGUUACACACUCACUCGUCCUCCGUGUUUGCGGGUGGACUAACUAUUUUGUGCGUUUUUAGUUUAUUUUUUUGGUUUUUUUUUUUUGUUUUUUUUGGGGGGGGGUCCUUACUUGCAAACACAGAUUUGUACUCAGUGCGUGAGCAUUGCUUAUGUUUUUUCUCUCACUUAUUUAUGAUUACAAAUUUAAGAUAUUUUAAAACGUGGCUUCUUUUUUUCGGGGGUAAAUAUUAAAAUUUAAGUGUAAGAUACUAAUAUGAAGCUUUGUUAGGACACGCUUGAAGUUGUAAAUAAUGAGUUGACGAUUUCAGUAACUUGUUUCUGACUUGUGUGUUUAUUGUUUUUGGAGACGUGUCGAAACUUUGUAAUUACAUACGCUAUCAUUUGUAUUUAUAUUUUACAAAAAAAUUCCUUUAGAUAAAUGGCAAUAAAAGAUCCCCUCCAUCUUCUAUUA